AUGACUAAAGCUAAGCCCACUGCUGAAAAGAGAGUCGCUGAGGCUCAGGGUGGUAGUCCCUCUAAAAGGACUCGUUCAAACGAUGUCGGGGCCAACGAGACGGACAGUAAUAGUACUUUGUCCAACGUCUCCACACUCUCCGAUGAAACUGCCGUCAAGAGUCCUCCCCCCUCGCCCUCCAAAGCGGUCGUCAAUUUUGCUGAAACGGGUGUGCAGUUGCCCGUGGGAGUGACUAUUCUCCAAGGUGUAGGAAGUGCCGUGAUCGACGUGUCUAGUGGCGUGAGGGGUCCAGUCCCUGUGAUUUCUAUGCGCUCUCAUUGUCCGGGUAAUUUGACGAAAAUUAAACGUAUCCUCAACUUGUACAUUCUCAUGCCAUCAUACGGACGCUUGCACAAUAUUUAUACGGCCGAUCCCAAAGACUUCCAACUCAACCCAGUCGGUCGAGACCCCACUAAACCCAAAGGAUGGCACAUCGGCAACUGCCACUCGGAGAGCAAAACCGUCUCCUUCUACAUCACUGGUAGAGUCGUGAAAAGCGUGCUGUCAGUCAGCGACGAGACGAAAUCGAUUUCCAUUGUAACGAUUGAGAGGUUCUGGCCUCGAGUAGCUGCGUUCCUCGCCACCACGAUCAACGUAGACGUCUUGUGUGUCCCUGUCAAGGACGGCGGUGUUAGCCACUAA
Molecule: messenger RNA, 681 nt
Organism: Desarmillaria tabescens
Lineage: Eukaryota; Fungi; Basidiomycota; Agaricomycetes; Agaricales; Physalacriaceae
Exons: 5
Coding region: 1-681 (226 amino acids)
Source: RefSeq, a predicted model, not a curated record